Messenger RNA from Erpetoichthys calabaricus (reedfish), 1691 nucleotides. RefSeq lists its product as uncharacterized. The coding region runs from base 253 to 1224 and encodes 323 amino acids. Lineage: Eukaryota; Metazoa; Chordata; Cladistia; Polypteriformes; Polypteridae. The record is from RefSeq and is a predicted model, not a curated record. Gene Ontology annotation, biological process: immune response; T cell costimulation; cellular response to lipopolysaccharide. The transcript is spliced from 8 exons. Gene Ontology annotation, cellular component: external side of plasma membrane.
UGGCCAAAGUUUUUUUGUGGUGUUCAAAUGUCAAAAUAAAAGAAAUUGGUUGCAAUGAUUCUCAGACGUGCCGUUAUCUAACCUGCUUAAUCUAUAAGGAGACUCCACAUAGACAAUGUCUCAGCCCAUAAUUCACAUCAAAGACGCCGAGUUAGGCCAGCAAAUCAACGGUUCUAGCUGCUCUCUGCAAUUGCUGCACUUUUGAGAUACUACAGCCGCAACCCUCCGCAGUUCCGUGAUUCUGUUGCUUCGAUGAACAGCCAGUUGGAUUGCAGGAUGCACACUUGGUUGCUGGUACUUGUCAUUUUGGAAGCUGUCUCUCCUCUAUUGGCCUUUGAGGUGAUCUGCGAGCCAAAGUCCCUUGAAAAGCACGUUGGCUGUAAUAUAUCACUUAGAUGCUUCUGUAAAUGUGAGAGUAAAUGUGCUGCAGAAAGAAUCAUCUGGACAAAAGAUGGCCAUGUACUUCAGUCAUAUAUACCAACUAAAGAUCAAAAUAAUCAAACAGUGAAUGACCGAUUUCAAUUUAUGUACUAUAAUGUAGAAAAUGGGAACAUUUCUGUGGACAUUAAAAAUCUUCAGAAUUCAGAUGAAGGAACCUACACGUGUAUAAUUAUCAUCGAUGGAGCCUAUCGUCAGGGGACAAUAAAUCUGCAAGUGUCAGAUCCAGAAGAAAAACACAAAAAGGAUGAUACAGAACAAAUUGAUCCAAACCAGAAAUUUAACAUUAAUUUAAACAAUUCAUCUAAGCAUUAUGAUUUUGUGAAUCCAGAUGAAAAACAGGAAACUAAUUUUAGGUCACAUGGACUUGGUGUAGCAGGAGCAGCAGCACCCUUAGUUUUUGUCAUAACUGUGUUGUCCUUUGCACUUUGGAAGAAAAGAUUAGGAUCCAGUCACUGUCAAAAGAAAAAGAAAUCACCAUACACUGGUGAUGGAGAAGAGUCUAAUAGCUCUUCAGAUUCAGAUUCCUCUGACUCAGAAUUGAUAGAAAAAAGUGUAAAACAUGGUGGGACAAAGAAAAGUGUGAGGAAGGCCUCAACCUGCCGUCCAUUUAAGGGCAGGUCCAAAGCCCAUAUAAAUAGAAAGGAUUGUUCUCAAGAAUGGCACCCAACCAUAAAAGUCCUGCCGGAACCUAUAAAACAUCAACCCCAUAUAGAAGUGGGAAAAGAUGAAGAGAAAGAAGGUGAAGCUGGCCCCAUUCUUUCUGCGCCACACAGGUCUGCAUAAAACUAGAAGAUGAAUCCAAAAGAGCAUCUGACCAAAAGACAUUUACACUUGCUGUUACAAAGAACUAAGUAGUACAAGGUAUCAUGAGGCACAGCUGAGAGCUUCAAGUAAUUUUUUUGAAGAACUGGACAGUAGAAAAAGGAGGCAUGACCAAGAGCUGCAGAUCUUUGACUGUUAACAACAAGAAGACUUAAAGGCUUAACUUAUUCUGGAAUAUCAACAAACUUAGCUGCCAGAUUGGUUUGGUCAGGGCUUGGUACAGCCUGGCACAAAAAAGCCUGUAUUAUCAACUAUGUUGUCAAAUGGGUAGGCACAGUGUCAAUCACUAUACAGUGCAGGCUGACCCUAGCGCAACUGUAUUUUGGAAUGCAUUGUUAGAUUUGUAUAAUAUUAUCCAACCCCUAAUUCCUCAGAAAACAUGGUCAUUUUAGUAGGUUCUGCACUGUAAAAAAAAGAAAAUGUUAAAU